Molecule: messenger RNA, 1582 nt
Organism: Oncorhynchus masou masou (cherry salmon)
Lineage: Eukaryota; Metazoa; Chordata; Actinopteri; Salmoniformes; Salmonidae
Exons: 4
Coding region: 28-726 (232 amino acids)
Biological process (GO): adaptive immune response
Cellular component (GO): membrane
Molecular function (GO): signaling receptor activity
Source: RefSeq, a predicted model, not a curated record
GAGACAGCAGUAACCAGGGCUUAAGUGAUGGAGAUGUUACUGCACUGGUGUCUGCUGUCGAUCGGUUUCUCUCUCAGCACAUCGACCACAGCAACAGAAGCCAUUCUCUGGGUGAAGACAGGGGAGAAGUUUACCAUGAAGUGCUCCACCACUCUAAAAGACCAGGAAGGAAUGUACCUGUAUGUUGGGCUGAACAGGGACAGGGAGGUGCUGUAUUACCACAGGCGUGACUCCACGCUGUCCACCAGGAAAGGCUACUGGGACAGAGUGAAGACUGAGGGACCUGUGGACCAACUGACCAUCACCGUCAGUAACCUGAUCAUAGAGGACACAGGAGUCUACUGGUGUGUUUACACAAAUGUCAACAAAUCCACGUUCAAAAAUGUUAUCACCCAAGGCAAAGGGUCCACUCUGGUGGUGGUGAAUGACGAUGUCCUACAGCUGCCAUGUCCUACAGCUACUGCAGUAACGCUGACCCCCUUUCACCCAGCCAAUGAGAAGCCGUGCCCAUCUGGCGUGGUAAACAUCAUCAUCAUUAGCAUCUUGGCCAUCCUGCUGUGUGUCAUCUUCCUCAUCUGGGUUGCUCCACUGGUGAAGAGGUGCUGUAAACAGGGAGGAUCCAUACCCCAGGUCAUUCCUGAGAGUCUCUAUGAAGACAUGGCCAGGAAUCACACUUGUCCACCUGACACACAGGCUUUCAAAGGAGGAAGUAGGACCACUGAGUAGCUUCUUUAAAUGCUUUUUCUGAAUAUUGCUUCUUUACUUUCUCAGAAUUGAAAAGCCUGUUCUGCUGUAUUUCACAGUUCUAGCCUCAAUGCAAGUCUUAGCGGUAAAUUGUUUGUGUGUGUCGCACCAUAACAUGCUUAUGUGUGUGAAUAAAUUCUCUAUAUGGAAAGUAUUUGUAUUUCAACAGAAGACCAGCGGGAAGCAGGGAACAGCCAAUGUUACAUUCCAGGGCUAUUCAACUAUAUUCCUACGAGGGCCAGAUGUAAAAAAAACAACAACAAAAAAAUCAUUUCAGGGGGGCGGACAUUUUCCACAUGCGACGCACACAUUUCUCAAUAAAUAAGACAACUACAGUGCUUUUCACUUUGGCACUAAAUGUAAAAUUUUGGGCCGCCAGUUGAAUAUCCCUGUUUUAGUCCAUAAGGUGUAAAGUUGAUAGCGAUGGAGGCCUACCUAUACCUUUUUUUUCAAUACAUCAUACGUCAUAAGUUUUACAUUGGUUUUUAGUUUGAAACAGUGCUGUGGUGAGUAAUGUUUUUAGGUCACUGUCACUGGACCACUCAGAAAGCUGUUCCAGUGCAUGGGGUCUGCCACACAGUCAAAAGAGCUUCAACGUUAAAAUGAGAACAGUUUGUUAAGACCUUUAUUAUAUUUGAUCAUAGGUACAACUAUUUUAGCUGCCUAAAUUUGAUCAGGUACAUCCGGAUAGAAGCCUACGAGUCAGUUUCAACUUCCUAAAAAUUAUUUCCACUUUGAAUACCAGUUCACAUGUAAAGUAUGAUUUGGGGUGAGAAACAUAUUCACACCGUUUAUUGCCUUUUAAUCAAAAUAUUGAUACAUGAUUAAUAGUCAUGUG